AUGGCCAACGAAGCCCCCAGGCCGAAACUCCUCUGGAACUCGGACAAUGUCAAGGACGUUGCCGAAUCUGUCGGCAUCAGCUCGCUCAACGACGAAGCCCUCAAGGCGCUUACCCAAGACGUCGAGUACCGCAUCGGCCAAGUCAUCAUCGAGGCCCUCCGCCUGAUGCGCGCCGCCCGCAGAACCACCCUCUCCGUCAACGACGUCUCCCUGGCCCUCAAAGUCCUCGACGUCGAGCCUCUGUACGGAUAUGACUCUACAAGACCGCUUCGUUACGGCGAGGCGAGCCUGGGCCCCGGCCAACCGCUCUUCUACAUUGAAGACGAGGAGGUGGAUUUUGAAAAGCUCAUCAACGCACCGUUACCCAAAGUCCCUCGCGACAUCAACUUCACGGCCCACUGGCUCGCAAUCGAGGGCGUCCAGCCGUCAAUCCCACAGAACCCAACGACGGCCGAAUCGCGCUCCCAGGAACUGCUCCCCAAGGGCCCCGGCGCAAACCCUGCCCUCGCCGCCCUCGCCGGCAACGACAACGUCGCCCUCAAGCCCUCGGUCAAGCACAUUGUCAGCAAAGAGCUCAUACUCUACUUUGACAAGAUCCAGGCCGCCAUCCUCGACGAUAACCCCGACGAGGAAGUCGUCCGCCUGCGCCGCGCAGCCAUCGGCUCUGUCCGCGACGACCCGGGCCUGCACCAGCUCGUCCCCUAUUUCAUCAACUUCAUCAUGGACCGAGUGACGCACCACCUCGACGACACCUUUACCCUGCGGCAAAUGAUGGAGCUGACCAACGCCCUCAUCGAAAACAAGAGCCUCUUCCUGGAUCCCUACGCCUCGUCCUUGUCCGCCCCGGCACUGACGUGCCUCAUGGCCCGGAAGCUCGGCACAGACGAUGGCGUCGACGCCAUGAAGGACCAGUACGACUUGCGACAGCUGGCCGCGUCGCUGGUUGGGCGCAUCGCUCGCAAGUACUCGGCAUCCAACACCCUGCUGCGUCCCAAGCUCACUCGCACGUGUCUCAAGUACUUCCUGGAUCCGACAAAACCGCCUGCCGUGCUGUACGGAGCCGUCUACGGACUGCUCGAGGCUGGUGGUCCCGAGGCCAUUCGCGUCCUGGUGCUGCGCAACAUGAAGACGUUUGACUCGGCUAUUUUGCAGCCCAUGAAGGAGAGGUCCGAGGGCAGCAUCGAAUACGAGAUGCUUGUCCAGGGUCUCGUGCAGGCGGUUGCGUCGCUGGCCCAGCACGGUGAACUGCGUGCUCCGAACGGCGUCAGCGGCACCGCGUCGGACUCGGACAUGUCGGAACUGAGCGAGUUCAUUGGGCCCAUUGUGGCGGGGAAGAUUGCAGCGGCAGGGAAUGGUGCUUUGGUGAGGACGAUUCUCGAUGCUCGAUCGCUGGCGUGA
This is a messenger RNA of Metarhizium album ARSEF 1941, 1398 nucleotides long. RefSeq names its product transcription initiation factor TFIID complex 60 kDa subunit. NCBI's taxonomy places the organism in Eukaryota, Fungi, Ascomycota, Sordariomycetes, Hypocreales, Clavicipitaceae. The record is from RefSeq and is a predicted model, not a curated record. Gene Ontology annotation, molecular function: RNA polymerase II general transcription initiation factor activity; transcription coactivator activity; protein heterodimerization activity. Gene Ontology annotation, biological process: transcription initiation at RNA polymerase II promoter; RNA polymerase II preinitiation complex assembly. The coding region runs from base 1 to 1398 and encodes 465 amino acids. Gene Ontology annotation, cellular component: SLIK (SAGA-like) complex; transcription factor TFIID complex; SAGA complex. The transcript is spliced from 2 exons.